AUGGAAAAGUGCAAGGCAUUUCGGAUUCAGCAAGAAGAGAAAAAAGAACUUGCUGAACUGGACGCUGGAAAUAUCUUGACGGAGGGAAGGUUACGAAACAGAAAUAAACAGAGUUCUUUCCACGAGCAGAUGAUCGCUACUUCGCAAGCGGAGGAGGUGCAGUCGGAUGAGCAAUCUUCCGGCGACAGCCACAGCGGUGCUGAUUGCAGGAAAUUAUUUUCUCGUUUGCAGGACAUUGUAGAUAGCGGCGAAUCUGAUUAA
Messenger RNA from Soboliphyme baturini, 261 nucleotides. NCBI's taxonomy places the organism in Eukaryota, Metazoa, Nematoda, Enoplea, Dioctophymatida, Soboliphymatidae. The record is from the annotation of a GenBank genome assembly.